Molecule: messenger RNA, 1407 nt
Organism: Dalotia coriaria
Lineage: Eukaryota; Metazoa; Arthropoda; Insecta; Coleoptera; Staphylinidae
Exons: 4
Coding region: 146-1240 (364 amino acids)
Cellular component (GO): extracellular region
Molecular function (GO): chitin binding
Source: RefSeq, a predicted model, not a curated record
CCCGUCGCGGAAUAGGUAAAAACUUUCGGACAGACGUGCACUUGAAUCAGUUCGUUAUUUAACGACAAAGAGUGAACAUCAAGAAGUCCUAUCGAAUUAAAAAAUAAUAACAAUAAGUGAUAAGUGAUUUUAAACACAAUUUAUAAUGAAACUACACGCAUUAGGUGUAUGCCUCCUGGCAUUGAUUACGUCCAACGCGGCAUUACCUCAGGUAACCAAUGGUCCCAGCUAUACAAAACUAAGCGCAGAGCAAAUCAAACACCUGCAAAGCAAAGGUUUCGGUCCAACUGUACCAACACCAUUCAGAGCAACACAAAGUCUAGUAAAUGAACAUGAUGAAGAUGAAGAAGAGGAAGACGAAGAUAUUGCUCCAGCUCAAAGUCAAGCAAGGAGACCAGUUUACGGAGAUGAUUACAAUCUGCAGAAUGUGAUUCCUGUGCAGGUGAGACCCGCACAGAGACCGCAACCACAGCCGCAACCACAGAUCUACAGAAGACCGAUUCAACCUGUGCAACAACCUCAAUACGUGCAACAUCAACAUCAACCACAACAACCUGUAUAUUCCAAAGCGCAAUCGAAAGACCGUAGUAAAGUGGAAGAAGAAAUCGAAGAAGAACCUGAUAGGUUAAGUCUCCUCCUACCAAAUUCUAAAUUUGACUGUACAGGAAAAAACACCGGUUAUUAUGCUGAUGAAGACCUCCAAUGUGAAGUAUUCCACUACUGCCAGGAUAACGCUAAACAUUCAUGGAUCUGCCCCGAGGGUUUCACCUUCCAUCAAGUGCACCUCAUCUGUAUGCCCCCUGGAGCAGAUAAUAUCUGUGCCAAAUCAUCCCAGUUCCACUUUGUUAACGAAUACCUUUAUAAACCUGUUAAUCUCGAAGAGCACCAACGCAAGCCAAACAUUUCAUUGAAAUACUCUGACCGCUAUUACCCGGAAAAUUACUACAGCCACAACAGCUAUGAAGAAGACGAUGAAGAAGAGGAUGAGGAUGAUAGACAGCAAUACGUACAGCAACAACAGUAUCACCAUCAACGCAAACCGGUACGAGUUGGAUUACAGCAAACCGCACAGCAGCAUCAGGUGCUGACUGUGGUGCGUCCGACCGCUAACCUCCGGGCGGCGUCGUCCGAGCCGACGGGUCAGGUUUUCAGGUCGCCCGAAGAGGUGAACAUUUCGCUGCAGCAGAGAAAGCCGCAGUACGUUACGCAGAGGUAUCGCGAUGAACUUGCCGGCAUCUAAGCGGCGCUGAUUUAUAUUUAUGACUCAAACAGUAUGUAUUUGUAAUUUUUUGUUUCUGUCUCAGAAGAUAAUCUUAUUUAUUGUUAUGUGCAUUAAUGCCACGCCAAUGUUGUUGUUGUGAGGUUAUACAUUAUUGUUAAUAAAGUAUUUUGAUUUGUAAUAUAAAA